CUUCUCAUUCUUAUCUGUAAUGACGUCUUGAAUAUAACCUUAUGCACUUUUAAACUUUCUGAACAACAGGAUUCCUUAUAAAAUUUCUAAUAAAUUCUACGAUGUAGAUAAUAUGGAAAAAGUUCAAUGAAAGUAUAGUCAUUUGAACAAGAAAAAUAAAAUCAGUAUUUUUUAUAAGUUUAAUGAAAAACUAUAUUUAUUAUGUGGUAGAAGAAACUUACGUUUAGUAAUUUUUUAAAAUGACUGAUGAACAGAUAGCAAAAGUUGUGAAUGCGCCACAAUGCCAAUUCUAUGUGCUCCGAAAGAAGAGGCUUUGCCGAAUGACUGUACGACCAGGGCGACAGUACUGCGGUGAACAUGAGCCUAAACCCACAACUGAAGAUGGAUCGGUUGAUAAUCGCAUUCCAUGCCCAAAUGAUCCUAAACACACAUGCUAUGCCAGCAAGCUAGAGAAACAUCUGAAAAUUUGCAACGCCAGACAAGUCGAGCAGCCCCCUUACAUCAUUCCAAACAUCAAUGCACCUCUGGAGGGUGAUGCAGGCCCCAGGAAACCCCUCGCUGAAGUAUCAAGGGAAGAUCUCAUGCAGCUUAUUGAUAAAGUCAAUCUGUUGUAUGAAAAGUAUGUGCAAGAUAACAUAGCAACUUUUCCGGAACAUCCGAUCCACGCAGCGGUGCAGGCGGACUUUAACGAAAGUAAUCGCACAGAGAGCUCGCGGCGGCAUCUCCGGCAGGUCUCCAGCCUGCUGUGGAUCGUCGAGGAAGAGGGUCUAGCAGGGGACCAAACUUGUUAUGUAGAGCUGGGAGCUGGCAAAGGGCGGCUGUCGGAGUACGUGGCGGCGGCGUGGCGCGGGGCGCGGGUGCUGCUGGUAGACCGCGCGGCGCUGCGCCACAAGCGCGACGGGCGGCUGGCGGCGCGGCUGGCUGCGCGACCGGCGGCGGCGGCGGCGGCGGCGGCGGCGCGGCGGCUGCGCGCCGACCUGGCGCACGUGGCGCUGCGCCACGCGCCGCUGGCCGCACACGCCACCCGCCUCGUGGCGCUCGCCAAGCACCUGUGCGGCGCCGCCACCGACUAUGCCCUGCGGUGCGUGGUGAACGAGGACGAGGAGUGCGAGCGCGAGGCUGGCGGUGCUGGUGCUGGUGCUGGUGGUGCUGGUGGUGGUGGUGGUGGUGGUGACGGCGGGCGGCGGCGCGGGCUGGUGGUGGCGGCGUGCUGCCACCACCGCGCGCACCGCGCCUCGUACGUGGCGCGCGCGCACCUCGCGGAGUUGGGAGUAAACGAUGCCGAUCUGGACAUAAUGCUGGGCAUCGUGUCGUGGGCGACGUGCGGCGACGGGCGCAGCCGCGACUCGCGCGGCGGCCGCCGUGACGACGCGCACAGCAACACUAACACUCAGGACAGUAUAGAAGUAAAAGAACAGAAGUUAAGUCAGGAGUGGCGCGAGCGCGUGGGCCGGCGGACGAAGGCGCUGCUGGACUGGGGCCGCGUGCUCUACCUCGAGGAGAAGGGAUUCGACGCUCGUCUUUGUUAUUACGUGCCCACCUCGGUGUCGCUGGAAAAUAUGUGUAUUAUUGCUAAAAAAGUUAGAUGAGUGUGAGGAAGUGUCCUUCGCAUAAAUAUAAAUAAAUUAAUUAGAUAAUUAUUUUUAUUUCAAUACACUUAAUAAUUAUUAGCGGCUCCUUCCGCUGCUAUGACAAUAAUAUUCCAAUGUAUGUUACUCACUGAUAUAAUGUAGUUCUGUACAAAUUAAAGUUUUUAUGAUUGG
Molecule: messenger RNA, 1763 nt
Organism: Galleria mellonella (greater wax moth)
Lineage: Eukaryota; Metazoa; Arthropoda; Insecta; Lepidoptera; Pyralidae
Product: tRNA:m(4)X modification enzyme TRM13 homolog
Exons: 7
Coding region: 240-1589 (449 amino acids)
Biological process (GO): tRNA methylation
Source: RefSeq, a predicted model, not a curated record